Messenger RNA from Lodderomyces theae, 285 nucleotides. RefSeq lists its product as uncharacterized. Gene Ontology annotation, cellular component: mitochondrion. The transcript has a single exon. The record is from RefSeq and is a predicted model, not a curated record. Gene Ontology annotation, biological process: mitochondrial respiratory chain complex IV assembly. Lineage: Eukaryota; Fungi; Ascomycota; Pichiomycetes; Serinales; Debaryomycetaceae. Bases 1 to 285 code for a protein of 94 amino acids.
AUGUCAACUGCGUCCAAAAUCACGCUCGGCGCAUCAAUAGCAUUCGCCACUGGUGCAUUUGUGUUUAUCAACUACUCGCAAAACUCAGAGCGUGCAGCACUACGCCAAGGUCCAAUCAAGGACGCCGAGCGACAACAAGCUCGUAAAACUAAGAAACAACAAGCUAAUGAGUUGGAGCAUAGGGAGCAAGAGGAAAUGAAGCGGAAGUUUGCCGCUUUGCAGCCUUUGAGUAGUGAGAUUAUACGUGGUGAAGGGGAUGAACAGGGAGGUGGAAAGAGAUCAUGA